Molecule: messenger RNA, 5238 nt
Organism: Anolis sagrei ordinatus
Lineage: Eukaryota; Metazoa; Chordata; Lepidosauria; Squamata; Anolidae
Gene: SOX13
Product: SRY-box transcription factor 13
Biological process (GO): regulation of transcription by RNA polymerase II; cell fate commitment
Cellular component (GO): nucleus
Molecular function (GO): RNA polymerase II cis-regulatory region sequence-specific DNA binding; DNA-binding transcription factor activity, RNA polymerase II-specific
Source: RefSeq, a predicted model, not a curated record
AAGACAACAGCUCGCCGUCCGGAGCCCAGAAGGAGCCGCUCGCCGACGAAGGGAGUCGCGCCGAGGGCCAGCCCCACAGCUUAGAUGUCCAUGAGGAGCCCUGCCUCUCCUCAGCUGGAGCUCAAUGGAGCUGGGAACAUGGUGAACUGUGCCAUUAAGACAGAAGAGAAGAACGAGAAUUGCUACGAGUCUACAUGGGGAGAGGCAACCAGCACCACACCUGCCUCUGACAAACUACAGAAAUCACCCUUGCCACUGAAUGAAGUUACUGACUCCCCAAUUCUCUUACAGGAACCUUCAUCUCCAGCAGACAAAGCAUUAUUGAAUUGCAGGAACUCUGCAUUUGAGUCUACAUUUUCCAGCCGAGAAAAGUUGGAUUUUAAUAAAAACUUAAAAGAAGUAAUGCCGACCAUUGAGAAGUUAUUGUCCAGUGACUGGAAGGAGAGACUUCUGGGGAAAAACCCCAUGGAAUCCAAAGAAGUAAAAGGAACCCAAGAAAGCUUGGCAGAGAAAGAGUUGCAGCUGUUGGUUAUGAUUAACCAGCUAUCCAUCCUACGAGACCAGCUUUUGACAGCCCAUUCAGAGCAGAAGAACAUGGCAGCUAUGUUGUUUGAGAAGCAGCAGCAACAGAUGGAGCUGGCCAGACAGCAGCAGGAACAGAUUGCCAAGCAACAGCAGCAGCUUAUCCAGCAGCAACACAAGAUCAACCUGCUACAGCAGCAGAUCCAGCAGGUCAAUAUGCCGUAUGUAAUGAUUCCAGCCUUUCCUCCCAGUCACCAGCCUCUACCCGUCACCUCUGAUCCUCAAGUGGCACUUCCCAUCCAGCCAAUUCCCUGUAAACCAGUGGAAUACCCAAUGCAACUGCUGCACAGCCCCCCUCCUUCAGCAGUGAAGAGACCUGCAAGCUCAGGCCACCUGCAAAUCCAGGAAUCAUCGCAGCCACUGAACUUAACAGCAAAGUCCAAAGGUUCUGAGCUCUCCAAUACUUCCAGUUCACCUAACUUAAAGAUCAGCAACUGUCAGUCACUUGCUCCUAACCAUGGUGUUUGUCAGGAGCUGCAGACCAACCCUCCCAGCCUUCCUUUGGGGUUCCUUGGAGAAGGAGAUGCUAUAACCAAAGCAAUUCAGGAUGCCCGGCAACUUUUGCACAACCAAAGCAGAGCAAUAGAUGGCUCCCCAAAUCAUCCUUUCAGGAAGGACCAUGCUGGGUUGGACUCUUCACCUGUGAAAGAACAGGCAGAUGAGACUUUCCAGAGACUGGAUGAAUCCAUGUUAGCCUGCGACAGUGAUGGCUCUCGGCAUUUUCCUGAAUCCAGGAACAACAACCACAUAAAGCGUCCCAUGAAUGCCUUCAUGGUGUGGGCCAAGGAUGAGAGGCGCAAGAUCCUGCAGGCUUUUCCAGAUAUGCACAAUUCAAGCAUCAGUAAGAUUCUAGGCUCCCGGUGGAAAUCAAUGUCAAACCAGGAGAAGCAGCCCUACUAUGAGGAACAAGCCCGGCUCAGCCGCCAGCACCUGGAGAAAUACCCCAACUACAAAUAUAAGCCUCGCCCCAAACGCACUUGCAUUGUGGAAGGAAAGCGGCUUCGUGUUGGCGAAUACAAGGCACUGAUGAGGAACCGGCGGCAAGACGCCAGGCAGGGCUACCUGAUUGCGCCCCAGGGCAGUCAGAUGCCACCUUCUGCUUCAGAUCUCAUGUACCAGCGGUCAGUUGGGCUUCAGCUAGCCCCACCUCUUAUGGAUCACUACUUGCCUCGUGGCAUGGAGCCGGACAUGCCUGUUAUCGUCAACACACGUAGUCUAAAGCCAGAGGAAGGAGAUGGGAUUGAGGACAGUCAUUCAGUGCCUGAUGGGGAGAUGUACCAUUAUAGCGAAGAUGAGGAUUCAGAAGGGGAAGACAAGAGUGACAGCGAGUUGGUGGUUCUCACAGACUGAACUGAUGAACUUUGGCUGAGUGGGGUGAUAUAUCUGGGAGUGGAGGGGGACUUUAUCAGCUUCUUCCUCUCUUUCCAACUCAUAUAACUGGAUGGACAAUACUGGAUGGAUGGUCUGACUAAGAAAAAUGAGAGGCCAUGAUCUUCUGUCACUGAGAAAGACAGAACCCCAACCAUGAUGGUUGUAUCAAUCUAAUAUUAGGUCAGGGGCCAUAACUCAGUGUUAGAGUAUCUGUUUGCCUUGCAGAAAAUCCCAGGUUCAGUUCCCAAUGCCAUCAGUGAUCUAUCCUGAGAGCCCCUUGCAGCCAGAGUAAAUAACACUGGAUUAGAAGGACCAAUGGUUGUAUUCAGUAUAGGGCAGCUUUAUGUAUGUUAACUGUGAGAAUCCCGCAGCCCUUCAUAUGUUGUUAAUCUGCAGUUCCGAGCAUUCCUCUGGCUGGUUGCCUAGAUUUGUUGGAAAUUGUAGUACAACAAUAGUUGGAAAGUCACAUAGUUCCCUCCCCUGCGUUAUGUUUAAUGUGGAGACAGAUUUACAAGAAGAAUUGGGUCCAUGCUCAUGACAUUUGCAGGGCUUCUUGCUAAUUCAUCGUCUUUUAGAAAGGAUAUUGGAUUUGCCCCACGAUGUAUACACUGGAAGAGUGAUACAUUAAUGAUUGAGAAUGUUUUAAUGCAGUUGGCACUGAAACUUCUCUUUCCGUGCUAAGAAACAGAGUUCUUGCCUUUCAUCUUGAGGCACAGGGCUCUCUCAAACCUGCUUUAAAGUUAAAUGAGGGGGUGGGGGAACAAUUGUAUGGUGACAUCAAGAAGGAAGGAUGAAAUUAAGCACAACAGGUCCAGAAGUGAUUCUCUAGUAAACCACCAUCUUUUUGAGUAAUGCAAAUGUCCUUUGUGUUUUCAGGAGUGAGAUCAUAACUGGCAAAGUCCAUUCCUUUCAGUUGCAAUAGCAUUUGUCCUCCUUGUAGUACUCAUUUAUGAUGGAGAAAUCUUGCCACAAAACUCUAGUGAUAAGGUUUCCUUAGGGUUUGCCAUAGGUUGAAAAUGACUUGAAGGCACAUAGUAACAAUUGCAAAGAAGCAGGUGUUCAGUGGUUGAGCAGUUCUUGGUUGGUACCUGUUACUGCACUGGGCCAAUUCAUUCCACUGAUGUAGGUGGUGUCAUGAAGAAAAAGGCUGUGGUUACAAGGAAGGAAGGCUUUGGAUAAAUAGAUUGCUUGGAACUGACAGAUUUUGUCUACCUUCCCUCGCCGCUGCGGUGUUAUUUGCAUGUUAGGUGCCAUCAAGGCAAUUUGAACUUAUGUUGAUCCUAUCAGCGUUUUCUUGACAUUCUUUGUUCACUGGAUGCUGGGCAUUGCCUUCCUCUAAACUGAGAGAGUAGUGGUUGUCCAAGAUCUCUCAGUGGGAUUCUAUAGCCAAAUAGAGGUUUGAACCUUGCUCUAUCAUAGUCCUAACCCAAGAUUCAAAUCACUGUCCCACUCAGACUCUAAUAAUUUCUAUAAGAACCUGACAAAAGUAUAAUGCACAAGCAUUAAGAUUCCAGCCCUUGUGUCCAUUGCUCAUGUGCCUGUGCUCUUUCUCCUUCCCCCUCUCAGUCUCUACUCACUCCCAGCCACCUUUUCUUGACACUGGUGUCCAUCCAGCUGAGCAGAACCCUUUACCUGUUUCACAUCCUGGACAGCUGUUCCAGCUUAUAGUAACCCCACACAGUUGCCACUCUCUGCUGACUUCUCUUUUCACUUUGCUUUUUUAAAAAACCAAAUGUCUGGGCGGAACACUUGUUCCGGAUGUCAACCAGUUCUACUUGUUCCUAAUUCCCCUCCCUUUCCAACUUUACUUUGUCCUGUGUUUGUUUCUCUCUACUCCCACUGGUCCUGCCAGUAAAUUCCCAUGGAGCCAUUUUUAGCUCUGGACUUGAAUGAAUAACAACUGAGGUCUCAAAGGGGCCCCUUUAUAUCCUUGGCAGUCUUGACCCUGCUUUUAAAUUGAGCCACUGCCUAUUCUCCCUCCUGUACUUCUUGCCUGCCAGUUCUCGGUAUGCACAGCAGGAGAGGAGGCCUCCUCGGCAGCAUCAGAGCAGCCUAACUAGGUUCCUUAGGGACAAAACUUGAAACCUCUGGAACUUUAUAAGAAAUGAGAAUUUAAUUGGAUUAAUCUGAUUAUUAGAACAACAGUAGGGCUCUCAAUAAUUGAAAAUCCACACACACAGCCCACUUCAAAAGAUGUUGAUGCUCAUAUCCACAACACGUCAUUUGCUCUCUUAUUAUACAUGGAUUCUUUCACACAUUGCUAGAAACACACAAUGAUCUAAAAACAUACUACAAAAUACACAUAUUAAAAUAUAAAAGUAAAGUUUAAGGUUUCCCCUGACAUUAAGUCUGACUCUGGAAGGUGGUGCUUAUCUCAAUUUCUAAGCGGAAGAGCCAGCAUUGUCCAUAGACACCUCCAAGGUCAUGUGGCCAGCAUGACUGCAUGGAGCGCCUUUACCUUCCUGCAGAAGCAGUACCUAUAGAUCUACUCCCAUUUGCAUAUUUUCAAACUGCUAGGUUGGCAGAAACUGGGAUUAACAGCGGGAUCUCACCCUGCUCUCCGAAUUUGAACCUGCAACCCUUUGGUCAGCAAGUUCAGCAGCUCAGCAGUUUAAUUUGUUGUCCCACCAGGGGGCCUGUAUUAAAACAUAUUUCUACAAAAUACAUAUUAAAAUUACCAGAACAAAGAUUAAAUAUAAAACACAAGUUUAAAAUUCAUGAUGAAAACUGGCUAUGUCGAUUCUACUUUAUGAUGCUACUUUAACUGCUUUUGAUGCAUUCUGUGGAAUCCCAGGUUUUGUAGUUUUGGAAAAACACUAGACUUCUCUGGCUGAGAAUUCUAAACAUCAGAUCUCAGAAUCCAGUGACAUGUUGCUGUUAAAGCAGAAAUAAAAGUGAGGUAGUGCAAAAUGAUGUAAUGCAAAAGAGUGCUUGGUUGACUGUGUAGGAUACUCUUUGGUUUGUUUUACCAGCUCCUGCUCCUUUUGUCACAUUGGCUGAUGUAAAUUAGCUGAACCAGGGAAACAGAAAGGGGUUCAGGAUCUUUUAGUAGAUUUUUGUGUGAUUUAUGGUGGAUUGGUGAAGGUUUCUGAUGCAUAAAAAUGAGAACACCUAAACUACUGAAAUGAUUAAAUGAUUAGGGUAUCCAGGAGUGGGUUUCCAGUAAAAACCAAAAGUUCAGUUCAGUUCAGGCACUGGUAAGAGUUAUCUGUUCUCAGAGAUUUCUUAAUCUUUCAUUCUGAGUGCACUUCACACUUGGGUUGAAUAAACUCUUUUUUAAAGGAA